This is a messenger RNA of Hypoxylon fragiforme, 2232 nucleotides long. Its product is annotated as dihydroxyacetone kinase. Gene Ontology annotation, molecular function: ATP binding; glycerone kinase activity. NCBI's taxonomy places the organism in Eukaryota, Fungi, Ascomycota, Sordariomycetes, Xylariales, Hypoxylaceae. Bases 259 to 2034 code for a protein of 591 amino acids. The transcript is spliced from 3 exons. The record is from RefSeq and is a predicted model, not a curated record. Gene Ontology annotation, cellular component: cytosol. Gene Ontology annotation, biological process: glycerol catabolic process.
UCUAAUAACAACAUUGAUGCUACCAAGUACCGAGGGUUGGUCACCACAUGCAAGUUACAUGUUCACGAUAGUCUCCCAAGUCAUCUUGUUUCUAUAAUCUACAAAGUCUAUACCUGUUUAUACUAUAUAUUCAGUCAGACCCCCUUUUAAAAGUCAUCUCAUCUCGAAGACACCUGCAGACAGAUACAGUAUACCUAUACCUAUAUAUAUACAUAUAUUCCAAGGUUGCAAUCCGUGAACUUGUCGCAGUGUCUCAAGAUGUCUACCAAACACUUCAUCAAUGAUCCCACUCUGUUGGUAAAUUCAGCUCUCCAGAGCCUUGCCUUGACUAAUCCUUCCGUCGCUUUGGACACCGAGAACAAGAUUGUUUACAGAAGACCCAGCCAUGCACCAUCUCAAGUGUCCAUAAUCAGCGGAGGUGGUAGUGGACAUGAGCCCAGUUUCGGUGCUUUUGUUGGCUCUGGUCUACUUUCCGCUGCCGUUGCUGGAACCAUCUUUGCGUCGCCAAGUGCAGAGCAGAUACGCAAGGCCAUAACUUCAAGGGUAGAUACCGACAAGGGCGUGCUAGUCACAGUCAUGAACUACACCGGAGACGUCCUGAACUUUGGUAUGGCCGUCGAAAAAGCCAAGGCUGCCGGCUUGAAGGUCGAAAUGGUUGUUGUUGGCGAUGACGUUGGCGUUGGAAGAGAAAAGGGAGGCAAGGUGGGUAGAAGGGGAAUCGCCGGGACGGUGCUAGUGCACAAAAUAUCCGGCGCUCUUGCGGCACAGGGACGCAGUAUCGAGGAGGUUUACCGCGUCGCCAAGCUUACAGCAGACAACCUCGUAAGCGUCGGAGCUAGCCUUAAGCAUGUACAUGUGCCUGGGAGGGCGUUGGUAGACACGAACCCCGCCGAAAAUCUCCAAGACGGCGAGGUGGAGGUCGGAAUGGGAAUUCACAACGAAGCAGGUUCAGGACGCGCCAAGGUUGAACUACCAGAGCUUGUGAGCACGAUGCUGUCACAGCUACUGGACCAAGGCGAUAAGGAUCGGGCAUUCCUCAAUGUGAACUCUAACGAAGUAGUCCUUCUCGUGAAUAACCUCGGAGGAGUUAGUGUCCUUGAGUUAGGUGGCAUCACGACAGAAGUUGUGAAGCAAUUAGGAUCAUGGGGCAUCCAACCAGUAAGAAUAUUGAGUGGAACUUACAUGACGAGUCUGAAUGGACUUGGAUUCAGCAUUUCGCUGCUGAAUGUCGUCAACACGGAUAUUGGUGGACCGAGUAUGAUCGAGCUGUUGGACUACCCUUGCGAGGCUACAGGGUGGGCGGCACCGAUACAGAAAACCACCUGGGAAGCAAAAAACAGUGCCACCAGGGAAGACGCAACGGGAACCGAUUCAAGUGUCAAGUCAAGCGGCCUCAAGACCAACGCAAACGCAUUUAGCAGCAUCUUAGCUUCAGGACUACAGGCUGUUAUUGCUGCUGAGCCAGAGGUUACGAGAUACGAUACCGUGGUUGGGGACGGCGAUUGUGGCAUCGGCUUGAAGCGUGGCGCCCAAGCUAUUCUCAAACACAUAACAGAAAAUGCAGCAACGGGAGACGUUGUGGUCGAUGUCGCUCAUAUCGUCUCUGUUGUCGAGACGGAGAUGGAUGGUACUUCAGGAGCGUUAUUUGCCAUCUUCCUCAACGCGCUUGUGCACUCCCUCCGAGUGCUUUCACCCGGGGAGGCCACUUCGCAAGUCUGGGCCGGUGCCCUCAAGCAGAGUUGUGACGCGCUGUCUAAAUAUACACCAGCCGGGCCAGGUGAUCGCACAAUUAUUGAUGCCUUGUAUCCUUUCGUUGAGGUCCUUGGGAAGACGGGUAGUCUCAAGAAGGCUGCCGAAGCCUCAAAGAAAGGCGCUGAAGACACCAAGGGUAUGGCCCCCAGCCUAGGACGAGCGGUAUAUGUUGGAGGAUCCGGAUUCGAGCAAGUGCCCGACCCUGGCGCUUGGGGUCUGGCAUGCUUUUUCUUGGGGCUGGCCGGGAUAAAAUCUGAAGAUGACAGUUGGGUUGCUAUAUAAUCAGUUUCUUUUCUCACGGGGUUUGUAUUGAUAACACGGAACGGGUGGAAUGCUCAAGACACAUAAUCAGAUUCAGGUAGCGUCAGCUCUCUCAUUAAUGCCACGGCUAGAUAUUGUAUCUUUUCCCUCCAUGCUAAGCCCAUUCUCUCAGCUGCGUCGCAGUUUAAGCUGGCCAGCAUGUCCAUAAUGACCGUACCC